AGGGAGCGAGGGAUCAAAGCAGAGGAAGAGACGGAGGAUGAGAGACAGCAGCGCUGCAGCGAGAGCGAGCGCCCUGCCUGCCUUUGCAACGAGUGUUUACUCCACUUUCCCUGAGAGCCGGUUAUCUUCCCUCUGCGUGAGUCAUGGAAGUGAUUUAGGCUGUCUCAUUUUGUGAUUGAGGAUCCAUGCGGGUCCACAGAACCUUCCCACCAACAACACACAGUCUGACCACAUCAGCAGGGAGUGAGAGGCGUGAUCUUGAGGCUAAUGUGGAAGUCAGUGGACAAGAUGAGGUGUUUCAGGAAACGAUCCAUGUUCCCCUUCCUCGGAUUCCUCAUCACCUUUCUGCUGUUUUUCAACCUUUACAUGGACGACGGAUUUGUGCUGGAGGCUGAGAAAAGACAGCUAGGAGAGACACUAAUGCAUCCCGCAAACUCUGAAAGAUACGUCCACACAUUCAGAGAUCUGUCCAAUUUCUCUGGGACUAUUAAUGUGACGUAUCGCUACCUCGCAGGAAUUCCUUUGCCACGUAAAAAGUAUCUUACCAUUGGUUUGUCAUCUGUCAAGAGGAAAAAGGGGAAUUACCUUCUGGAGACGAUCAAAUCCAUCUUUGAUCAGUCCAGUUACGAGGAACUCAAAGAGAUUGUGGUUGUGGUCCACCUGGCGGACUUUGACCUGGUCUGGUGUGAAAAUCUGGUGCAGGAAAUCAGCAGGAAGUUUGCUCACCACAUCAUAGCCGGACGCCUCCUGGUGAUCCACACCCCAGAAGAGUACUAUCCAUCCUUGGAGGGCUUGAAAAGGAACUAUAACGACCCAGAGGACCGGGUCCGUUUCCGCUCCAAGCAGAACGUGGACUACGCUUUCCUCCUCAACUUCUGCACAAAUCUCUCUCACUUCUACAUGAUGCUAGAGGACGAUGUGCGCUGCUCCAGAAACUUCCUGACGGCGCUGAAGAAGGUGAUCACCUCCAGGGAAGGUUCCUACUGGGUGAUGCUGGAGUUCUCCAAGCUGGGCUACAUCGGGAAGCUGUACCACUCCAAAGACCUCCCACGUCUGGCUCAUUUCCUCCUCAUGUUCUACCAGGAGAUGCCCUGCGACUGGCUCCUCAUCCACUUCAGGGGUCUGCUGGCACAGAAGGACGUGAUCCGCUUCAAGCCCUCGCUGUUCCAGCACAUGGGCUACUACUCUUCUUACAAAGGAGCAGAGAAUAAGCUGAAGGACGACGACUUCGAGGAGGACUCCAUAGACAUCCCUGACAACCCUCCAGCCAGCCUUUACACAAACAUCAACGUCUUUGAAAACUAUGACGCCACCAAGGCUUACAGCAGCAUCGUUGAUGAGUAUUUCUGGGGAAAGCCUCCUUCCACCGGCGAUUUCUUUGUCAUAAUCUUUAAUAGACCAACUAAAAUCAGCAGAAUUAAAAUUGUGACGGGCACAGAGGACAGACAAAACGACAUUCUUCACCACGGAGCUCUGGAGGUAGGACAGAAGUCCGUGGAAACGAAACAGGGAAGGCAGUGCUCAUCAUACAUCACGCUGGGAGAGUUUAAAGGCGGAAGCAUUGAGGUGACCAAUGUGGACCACAAGAUCGGCUUUGACAUCGAGUGCGUACGAAUAGUCGUCACUGCCAGUCAGAAAGAGUGGCUCAUUAUAAGAACUGUCAGUUUAUGGACCACACAACCUGUAAGUCAGUUUAAAAAGUAACACAAUAAGUUUUUAAAUGAUCGUCCUUGUGUACAGUAAUAAUUCGGAUGCAGUUUCUAUCAGUUCAUUUCGGACUACUGGGGAAACGUGUUUCUGGGAUUCAGAGCAAUCCAUAUUUUCUUGGGUUGUUCAGGGAUCUGCUUUAUGUUUUCAAUGUGAUGUAAUAAAAUGACCAAGCUGUACAGUAAUGAUCCUUUUUACUUAUCUUCAUUUUCCUAAAGUAAAAAAUCUGUAUGUAAAAUUGUAAAAUACUUGACUGCUGUCUUCUUCUCUUUUUUCAUUCCACUUCAAGCUUCAAAAUGUUGAACAUUUAAAUGUGCUUUUUUCUCAGCUUAGACAGGCAUUUUUACAGCGGUCACAGAUGUCUUGAAUGACA
Molecule: messenger RNA, 2080 nt
Organism: Scatophagus argus
Lineage: Eukaryota; Metazoa; Chordata; Actinopteri; Scatophagidae
Product: alpha-1,3-mannosyl-glycoprotein 4-beta-N-acetylglucosaminyltransferase C-like
Exons: 5
Coding region: 268-1704 (478 amino acids)
Biological process (GO): protein N-linked glycosylation
Molecular function (GO): acetylglucosaminyltransferase activity
Source: RefSeq, a predicted model, not a curated record